GUCCUUUUUUUUUUUCAAAAAAUAAAGUUAACUUCACAAAGCAAGAAUUGAAGAGCGUGUUUCUCUCAUUCAUCUCAGUUGCAGAGCGUCCUGCUGCCAUGGAAGCUUACAACAACGAAGAAUUCGCAGUUGGAUGCAUUUUAUCCAUCAAGACUUCUUUAGGCGAUGAGUUUGAAGCCCAAGUUAUCGCCUUUGACAAACCCUCCAACAUCCUCGUCCUUCAAGAAGGGGUACCUGCAUCAGGGCCAAAGAGAGACAUAAGGUUAUUGAAAGCCAACUACAUUAAAGAGUUCAGUUUUCUUGGUCAAGGCCAAGACCCACUUGAUACCAAUAAAUGUUUUCUUGAUCUCAAUAGCCUUCAAUCUAGAGAAGAUUCUGCUAUUAGACAAGCGCAGAUAGAUGCUGAGAGAUUUGGCGUUGGUGUCACUGCUGAAGCUCAGACUAUAUUUGAUGCUUUGUCUAAAACGUAUGUGCCUUCUCCUCCUUAA
This is a messenger RNA of Nicotiana tabacum (common tobacco), 488 nucleotides long. NCBI's taxonomy places the organism in Eukaryota, Viridiplantae, Streptophyta, Magnoliopsida, Solanales, Solanaceae. The record is from RefSeq and is a predicted model, not a curated record.